Messenger RNA from Dothidotthia symphoricarpi CBS 119687, 921 nucleotides. RefSeq lists its product as uncharacterized. The transcript has a single exon. Bases 236 to 742 code for a protein of 168 amino acids. NCBI's taxonomy places the organism in Eukaryota, Fungi, Ascomycota, Dothideomycetes, Pleosporales, Dothidotthiaceae. The record is from RefSeq and is a predicted model, not a curated record.
UCGCUCGCGUCAAUUGAACAGGCGAUGCACUGGUCCCGACGGCCAAGAAGCAUUGACAGCUUGGUGUAGACUGACCACUUAUAUGGUCGAACGCCCCACGUGCUUCAGGCAACGUGCUCAAUGAUCAGGAUAAGCGAUAUGGACGAAAACAGAUUUCCUAGAACGGUGAAGUGCAGCAAAAUAAUGUCCCCUUGCAUGAACGUUCCUCUUUGGCUGGAGAUCAGAUGCAAAAUGUAUGAAUAUGAAAGUGAAAUCACCCCAAUUUGCGAACAUGCAGAAAAGUUUGCUUGCAGAGCGGAGCGCACCUGAAAUCGUCCAGAGAUCCGCGGAGUUACUUUGUUGUAUAAAGUACUUGAUGCUACUGCGUGUCGAGACUAGAAAAUGUGGCGAGCAGGUGUACAUGACAGUACUUCCAUUACUCGAGCCUGCAAACGAUGUAGUUCACCACUCCAUGUCAAUAGAUAGUGAGACGCUUGAGACCCUAGGCGGCGCAUCAGCCCGCGUCGUGAUAAGUUUACCAGUCCGGUGGAUCAGGGUUCGUGCACAACCCAUGGAUACCCUCAAGAAUCAGGAGUCAGGAGUAAGGGCGCCGAACGUGGGGGUCAUUGGUGGGAUCCCUUCAUUGCUAACCCCUUAUGAAGCCAAUUCAUGUACCAUGCUGCCCGAAGGCAGAACUCCCAGGUCUCUGUACUGCGAGAAGUCUAUUCGUAGGUUGACAAGGGUUCGUUUAUGGUUUUGCUAGCCGCCGUUACUGAUGACUUCCGAGCAUCAUGUGAAAAUUUAAGUUCUCCAAACCCAGCAGAAGGAGAUCUUUGUUGAAAGUGUUUAUUUCAAGACAGCUGGGACGCAUCAGUUAUCUAGCUCAAUUACAAAAAAUUGCUCGCAGCUGACCUUUUGCCUUUGCCGGCCAUAUUUGGCGCC